Effrenium voratum is the source of this 1148-nucleotide messenger RNA. The record is from the annotation of a GenBank genome assembly. NCBI's taxonomy places the organism in Eukaryota, Dinophyceae, Suessiales, Symbiodiniaceae.
GGACGACUGGAUAUGCUUCAUGGCUUCAAGCUCGCACGAGGCUUGCGAGAAAAAGGGCCGAGCGCUUUGCUUUGGGGCCUUGCGUCAUGCUGGGCGUUUGGAGGGUUGAGAGCUUGACAAAGCUUGGCCUCAUGUUGGUGCAUGGGUGUGCUUUCCAGCUUUUGGCUGCCGUGGUGCGCCAGCCUUCCAGUUCCCUUUCCCAUCCUCUUUGAAGCAAAGAUGGCGCUCAAUCUCCUGUACCGCUCCACCUUCAUAGACGUGGAAGAGUACAUUUCCUUUCCAGAGAGCCCCAGGAGGAAGCCCCGACGUGCCAGCAGCGCACCGCCGACUUCCAGCCCCGAGGGCGGAAGCCGUGCGACGAUGCUGUCGGUGGGGGCGCUGGCUGUGCGCGCCCAGCAGCUGCACACCAUGCUGCGUUUGAAGCAGGCCCCGGUGCGGGAGCUGUGGUCCGACGUGGCGGACUCCGACGCCACGGAGGCCAGCAGCCAGACGGCCUCGGAGGAGUGCAAGGAGCCGAAGACGGAGCCCGUGGAGCCCGUGAGCCCGCAGCUGGGGCAAUGGCCCAGUGUCGGCAGCUUGCGGCACCCAGAGAUCUGCCGGCGGCCCUGCAUGUACUUCGUGGCUGGCGCCUGCAGCAACGGCGCCCAGUGUGACUACUGCCACCUGCCCCACGACCAGCGACCCACCCACUUGGACAAGAGGCAGCGCGAGCUUGUGAACGGCUUUUCGGAGCCCCAGCUCAUCGCGCUACUGUUGCGCUACCUGGAGGCCAAGGCGCGCACUCACGGCUUCAUCUCCGAGGCUGCCGAGCUGCUUGCGCUCCUGCGCCACCAGGCGCACUUGGCAGCGGGCCAGCAGCUACCUGAGCCCAAUGUGCCCGGGAAAGCUUGGCCCAAGUUUGACUACAUGAUGCAGAGGAUGACCUUUCAAGCCUUGGUCGGCUGGGCGAUGAAGUCCCGCACCAGCACCCCCGAGUUCAUAGAGCAAGUGACGGACGCAAUGGCCCGUAUGCGCCGCACUCUGCUCGCGUAAGGCUGGUGUUUCCGGACCUGACCAUCAAGUUGUCAGGUUUGCCCUGGCUUGAUGCGGAGCUCAGCCGGGGCAGUUACCACUUUACCACUUGGCUGUGGGUCAAAGAUAUAGGUACC